UGUUGAACGUGAACGAUGCGUCUUUGCGUCUUUGUAUGAACUAAAUCAUUUAUUAGAAAUUCCUUAGUUAUUUAUGAAAUAAACUAAUUAAUUGUCUAUUGAACUUGAUUCUUUAUAUACCAGACACUCUUUCUAUUCCAACCAUGGGGACAUCAAAAAAGCACAAGGAAAGAGAUCGAGACAGGGAACAUAAACGUAAACAUAAACAUCGCGACCGUUCUCGUUCAAGAUCUAGGUCCAGAGACCGAUCCGAUAAACACCGGCGUCGCGAAAGACGCCAACAAAGACAAGAAACUGCACCUGUAGAAGAUGAUAUUGAAUAUAUAGGCACCACUCCUGCUGAAGAAAAUAUCAGAGAACCACCAGUUGACCGACGAGAAGUAAUAAAUAGCGGUGGUGGUGCUUCAUCUGGUGGUGGAGAAUCCUUAAGUGUAGAGGAAACAAAUCGCCUACGGGCAAAACUUGGACUCAAGCCCUUAGAUGUGGGUGGAAGUAGUGGUGGUGGUAAUGACGGAGCUUCAGUAUCGAAGGAUGAAGAUGUCCAUGCACCAGCGGUUAAUUGGGCGGAACAGAAAAAAACAGAAUCGUUACGAGAAAAAAUGGCGGUUAUGAGAGAAAAGCGUCUAAUUAACCAAAAAUUAGGGAAAGUAAAGGCAUUAGGGGACAGUGAUUCCGAUGAUGAUGGUGUUCUAGGAUGGGUGAAAAAGAGCCGAAAACUAGAAAAAGAAAAGCAGUUGGCUGCAAAAAGGGCCAAGUUAUUAGAAGAAAUGGAUGAAGAGUUUGGUAUUGCGGAUUUGGUAGAGGAGGAAUUUAAACCCACCAAGAAGAAUUAUACAUCCAAGGAUUUAAAGGGAUUAAAAGUAAAACAUGAAGCUAACAGAUUUAAAGAAGGGAAGACAGUUAUAUUAACAUUACAAGAUAAAGGUAUAUUAGAUGAAGAAGAUGCUGAUGAGUUAAUUAAUGUUAAUAUGUUAGAUGAUGAGGUUGUGGAUAGAAAUCUAGAGAAUAAAAAGAAGAAACCCGAUUAUAAGCCAUACGAUGAACCUGAAUAUGAUGAAUAUGGAGUGUUUAAGCCAAAAAGUAUUUUAGAAAAAUACGAUGAAGAAAUAGAUGGAAAGAAAGCAGAGUCAUUUGAAAUAGGAGGUGGAGGAAAAUAUGAUGGUCUACAUGAAAAACAGAUGAGUAGGAUACGAGCGGAAUUAAAGAAACAGGAACAAUCGUUAUCUUUAUCAGCACCACAACUAGCCAGUGAAUAUUAUACACAUGAUGAAAUGGAUGCCAAAUUUAAAAAAGUUAAGAAGAAAGUUCGUAAGAUUAGAAAGUUGAAAGCUGAUGAUUUGGUUCCAUUACCAGAAGAAGAACUUAAUAUAGAUCCUUUUCAAACGCCUAAUUUAUCUGGUACGAAUCAUAUACCUGGUUUAACACUAGUAAAACAAGUUAUGGAAGUUGAUCCUCAAGAAGAAGAUUUAACAGGUGUACAAGUUGAAGAUGACGGAGCUGAUGAACUACAUACAGCUUUAACUAAAGCUAGAAAACUUAAAAUAAAGAAAGAAAGAGAUAGUAGAGUAGUACCUGAGAAGGUAGCAGAAAUGGUUCAGAAAUCAACAGUUAAACAGGAAAAAUCACCUAAUAAACUUGAUAGUAAUAUUAUUCUCAAUUCAACGUCUGAAUUCUGUAGAAAUUUAGGCGAGAUACCAACGUAUGGUUUAGCUGGUAACAGAGAGGAAGAGAGAGAUGAAAUAAUGGAUAUGGAAUUAGAAAUAAUGGAACAGAAAAGACGACAGGAAGAAGAAGAUAAUCCAAGUGGUUGGAAUGAAGUAGAUAUAGAUGAUCAACCUGUUGAUAUAAUGGGAGAAGAAUCGGCUGUAUUAGAAGAAGAACCUAUUGUCAGUGAAGGUGUUGGAGCAGCAUUACAGUUAGCUAUGAAAAAGGGAUAUUUGGAGAAAGAAAUGAUUAAGCCUACUACUAGUAAACGGGUUGAUUUAGAAGCCAAGAAUUAUUCUAUUGAAGAUAAACGAUACGAUGAUUUAGAUGAGAAAUUCCGUAAACGCGAUCGUUACUCUGGUGGCGUUGUUAGUGACUUUAAAGAUAAAGAUGGAUAUAAACCUAAUGUCAAAUUAGAAUACGUCGAUGAAAAAGGAAGAGAUCUCGAUCCUAAAGAGGCUUUUAGACAAUUAUCUCACAGAUUCCAUGGUAAAGGAUCUGGAAAGAAAAAGACAGAAAAAAGAAAUAAAAAACUUGAGGAAGAGCAGUUAAUGAAACAGAUGAGUUCAACUGAUACCCCAUUAAAUACACUAUCCAUGUUACAAGACAAACAGAAAUCUGAGAAGUCACCAUUUAUUAUUUUAUCUGGUAGUAAAGGAUUAACUGCAGGCCAUUCUAUCAUGAAGUCUCGUUGAAACCUUUUAAGUUAAAGCAAAUCUGUGAAGAGUUACCAGUACCAGUAAAGAUAUCUGUUAUAAUGGAUAUUGGAGUGAUGAUUGGAAUAAGUUACUAUACAAAGUUUUACUUAUAAAUACAUAUGAACACCUCAAAACAAGAAUUUAUGCUACAUAAAAAUAAUGCUAAGAGAGUCUACCUGAAUUAGUAUUGAAAAUAGUGCUACCCACCUUAUAUUAAUUCUAAGUGACUGUUGUCAUUGUUGGGAAGAGGCAUGAUAUAAUUUUAACAGUAUUGGUCAGAUGCAUGUACAUUACGUAUGGUUUAAUGGUCGAGAGCGAGACAUUAGGUAAUAUAUUGAUACUGCACUAGGCGUUAGCCGAGUGUUGUUUCAAUAUAUUACGCAAUGUCUUUAGUUCGAGACCAUUAAACAACUUAAAAUACAGAAAAUAUCCCGCACGUGCUUAUCAAUGAAAUACGUCACACAAGUCCAAUAUUUCAUCUAGUAUAGAUAAUGUACGAUUAGCAAGUUGCCCAUACAUUAUUGGAAAUAAUGGUACGCCAAUAUCAAAGGAUGAUGUCACCUCUAUAUUUUAAAUCCAUAUAUUAAUUUGUUAUGAAGUGUUGAUAUUGUGUAUGUUCAUACAUCACAGAGUAUCAGAGUAACUUCCAGAUCAAUAAUAAGCAUAUGGCUGUAUUCUAGGUGGGGCCCUAUUUAUGGAAUUUUAAACUUAGUAUUUUAAGAAUUCAGCAUUUUUAUUGGCUGAUAGCUAAAAUCUGUGCUAUGAUGUUAAUGUUCAGCCAAUGAACAGCCUGUAUACUUAAAAUAUUUGUUUGUAAGAUAUUAUAAAUAAGGUCCCUGGUUUUGUGAAUUGAAAAUGAACACAUUACAUUUGUUCAUAUUUUAAUGUACAUAAUAGUUUGUAUAUGUCUUUGUAUAUAAAAAUACUUUAAGACAUA
Molecule: messenger RNA, 3339 nt
Organism: Patella vulgata (common limpet)
Lineage: Eukaryota; Metazoa; Mollusca; Gastropoda; Patellidae
Product: U4/U6.U5 tri-snRNP-associated protein 1
Exons: 21
Coding region: 144-2399 (751 amino acids)
Biological process (GO): mRNA cis splicing, via spliceosome; maturation of 5S rRNA
Cellular component (GO): U4/U6 x U5 tri-snRNP complex
Source: RefSeq, a predicted model, not a curated record